AUGGCAUCUCCAUUUUUGAGAGACCCAGUUGACGAAGGAGCUAUUCUAGUUCAAUUAGCCUUUCAUACCGAUAGAGUUCUUCGCGAUCGCCAAGAUCCUUUAUGUCACACGGAUGAGUUCCUGUUUGAGCGAUUUCGAUUCAGCCAACAAGGACUCAUUUAUUUGCAAGACCUUCUCGGGCCGUACAUUGCAAAUGUCACACGCCGCAGCAGAGCUUUAACUGUGCUUCAGACUCUGUGCAUAGCCUUGAGGUUUUUUGCGUCAGGUACAUUUUUAUACAGUGUAGGUGAUGCAGAAAACAUUGGCAAUGCCGCAGCAUGCGUUGCUGUAAGAAAAGUGUACUUGGCGCUCAACCAGCUGAUAAAUAAAUUCAUCAUAUUCCCUGGCCAUGUCCCAGUCAAUGACAUCAAAGAGGGAUUUUAUGCAAUUGCAGAGUUUCCUAAUGUCAUUGGCACAGUGGACUGCACCCAUAUCCGCCUGAAAAAGCCCUCUAGGCCAAACAAGGCCGAUUUUGUGAAUAGAAAGGGCUUUCACAGCCUUAAUGUUCAGAUGAUCUGUGACUCCAGCUGUCUGAUCACAAAUGUUGAGGUCAAGUGGCCGGGGUCUGUCCACGACUCCCGGAUAUUCCGAGACUCCACACUAUGCUACAGCUUUGAGCAAGGUAACUACGAUGGGCUCCUAAUUGGAGACAGGGAUUACGCCUGCAGGCCCUGGUUCAUGACCCCGUAUCCCGAGCUAGCCCCAGGCCCUGAGGUUCGGUUCAACGGUGCUCUCUCUAGAACGAGGGCACGGAUAGAGAUGACCUUUGGCCUACUAAAGGGCAGAUUUAAUUGUCUGCGGGGGCUGAGGGUGGAACCGGACAGGGCCUGUGCAAUCACGGUGGCAUGUGCUGUGCUCCACAAUGUGGCCACACUCAGGAGGGAGAGGGUCCCAGUGAUCGUGGCCCAUCCUGAGGACAAUGUGGAACCGAUCCAUCUACAUGAGCGGUCGGAGCGGCUGCAAGGAACAUCAUUGCCCAGCAUCAUUUCAGAUAGCUGUCCAGAUGACUUUGGGUAA
Molecule: messenger RNA, 1056 nt
Organism: Hypomesus transpacificus
Lineage: Eukaryota; Metazoa; Chordata; Actinopteri; Osmeriformes; Osmeridae
Product: putative nuclease HARBI1
Exons: 4
Coding region: 1-1056 (351 amino acids)
Source: RefSeq, a predicted model, not a curated record